UUGUGAUUCGCCAAUUCUUACGGCUUACAACUUACGACACGUAUUGUAGAAUGACCUUUUAAAGACUAUAGGAGAAUUGGGCUGAAUUCACCUUUUCACGCUUCUGAACUGUUCGUGUAUGCUGAUGUAUGCUUGCUGGCAGAAACGUGGAGAGUAGUUGUCAGGAAUAUUAAUUUGAAAUCAGUUUCGUAAGCCAAUUUGCGAAUAUAAAAUAGAGAUUAGACGAAGAUAUUUAACAAAAUAUGGUUGAUGCAAAAAACGAGGAGAUUGUAGAAAAUGGUCCUCAAAAAACCGCAAAACAACUGCAAAAAGAAGCCAAGAAAUUGGCAAAGUUAGAAAAAUUUAAGCAGAAACAAGAGAAAAAGGAAAUUGAAAAAUCAGUGAAUGUAAAGGAAAAGCCAGAGAAAAAUGAAAAAAAGAAGGAGACUACAUCAAUUCUUUAUACUGUUGAUACACCACCUGGAGAGAGGAAAGAUAUUUCAUGUCCUUUACCGGAUACAUAUAGUCCGCAAUAUGUAGAAGCUGCAUGGUAUGCUUGGUGGGAAAAGGAAGGUUUUUUUAAGCCAGAAUAUGGAGGAAAAGAUAUAUUCAAAGAGAAUCCUAAGCGAAAAUUGGUAAUAAUAAUGCCACCUCCUAAUGUUACUGGCUUCUUGCAUCUUGGACAUGCUCUAACUAAUGCUGUAGAGGAUGCUAUUGUCAGAUGGAACCGUAUGAAAGGUCUCACUACGCUUUGGGAUCCAGGUUGUGAUCAUGCUGGUAUCGCCACUCAAGUGGUUGUAGAGAAAAAGCUCUGGAAAGAAGAAAAGAAAUCUCGUCAUGAUAUUGGAAGAGAAGAAUUUAUUAAAAAAAUAUGGCAGUGGAAGCAUGAGAAAGGUAAUAGGAUUUAUUCACAGUUGAGAAAGAUAGGUAGUUCUUGUGAUUGGAGCCGUGUCUUUUUUACAAUGGAACCUAAAUUAUAUAAAGCUGUAACAGAAGCAUUCGUGCGUUUACACGACGAGGGUAUCAUUUAUCGUAGCAAUCGUUUAGUUAACUGGUCGUGUGCUUUAAAAAGUGCUAUAUCAGAUAUUGAAGUUGACAAGAUGGAGCUAAGCGGUCGGACUCUACUUUCGAUACCUGGCUAUAAAAAGAAAGUGGAAUUCGGUGUUUUAAUAUCAUUUGCUUAUCAGCUUAUUGAUUCAGAUGAUAAAAUAGUAGUAGCAACUACUCGUAUUGAAACAAUGUUAGGAGAUACUGCUGUUGCAGUGCAUCCAAAAGAUAGCAGAUAUGCCCAUUAUAUCGGGAAAUAUAUCCUACAUCCAUUUUGUGAUAGACGUAUACCCAUUUUAGCAGAUAAAUUCGUUGACAUGGAAUUUGGCACUGGUGCUGUAAAGAUUACGCCAGCUCAUGAUCCCAACGAUUAUGAAGUAGGAAAAAGGCAUGACCUACCAUUUAUAAAUAUUUUUAAUGAUGAUGGAUGUAUUAUUGGAGAUUAUGGGAAAUUUACGGGAAUGAAAAGAUUUGAAGCUAGAGUAGCUAUUCUUGAAGAAUUAACGAAAAGAAACUUGUUGAUCGACGUAAAAGACAAUUCAAUGGUAAUACCUAUAUGCAGUCGAUCUAAAGAUGUCGUUGAACCUCUUAUAAAACCACAAUGGUAUGUCAAAUGUGAUGAAAUGGCUGCUCAAGCUAAGAAGGUAGUAGAAACAGGUGAUUUGAAAAUUAUUCCGCAACAAUUUGAAAAAACUUGGUAUCUCUGGAUGGAUGGUAUCAGAGAUUGGUGUAUUUCACGUCAGCUCUGGUGGGGACAUCGUAUUCCCGCGUAUGCAAUUAAGCUUGUUGAUUCUUGUUCAAGCAUAAACAAGACAGGUGAAACAUUCUGGGUGAGUGCGCAUUCUGAGAUUGAAGCUAAAGAGAAAGCGGCUAAGAAAUUAGGCAUUGAUGUAAACCAGAUUAUAGCAGAACAAGAUUCCGAUGUUUUGGACACCUGGUUCUCUUCUGCUCUUCUUCCAUUCUCUAGUUUUGGCUGGCCAGACCAAACUCCAGAACUGAAAGCAUUUUAUCCAGGUACGUUACUAGAAACUGGUCAUGAUAUACUUUUCUUCUGGGUUGCUAGGAUGGUUUUCAUGGGACAAAAAUUAUUAGGACAAUUGCCUUUCAGAGAAGUGUAUCUCCAUGCUAUGGUGAGAGAUGCGCAUGGAAGGAAAAUGAGUAAAUCUUUAGGAAAUGUAAUAGAUCCUAUGGAUGUCAUUAAAGGAAUAUCAUUGGAAGAUCUUCAAAAACAAUUAUUAGACUCGAAUUUAGAUCCAAAGGAACUAGAUCGAGCUCGAGAGGGCCAGAAACGUGAUUAUCCACAUGGCAUACCCGAGUGCGGUACGGAUGCUUUGCGAUUCACUCUCUGUGCUUAUACUACUCAAGGGCGAGAUAUAAAUCUUGACGUGCUACGUAUACAAGGAUACAGGUUCUUCUGUAACAAGAUUUGGAAUGCUACCAAAUUCGCGCUUACUUAUUUCGCACCUCAAUUUAAAUAUGACGAGAAUCAUACAUUGCAUGGAAAUGACAAGAAAGAUACUAGACAACAUAAUAAUAAUUCAGUUGACACUGACUUGGAGGGUGCAUGGUAUAACAAAUACCAUGACUGGGAUUUGCAUCAACCAUCUAUUCAAGGGGCAAUAAAUCAUUAUUUAGCAGAUCAUCCAUAUCUUGAUGGUUACACACCGACGCAACUUGAUCCUUCGGUUCAUCAAUUGUUAAAGGAUUCAGAUAUCAACUUUGUGAAUUAUCCACAUCUUAAACGUUGGUACGAUCAUAUUGAAACAUUCACAGAUGCAGAAAGAGCUAAAUUUGCGAAAGUGGAAAUGUUGAAAAACAUUCAAAGAAAAAUUGAAGAUACAUUUGAGUUGACUGACUUAAAUGAGAAAAAUGUACAUUUAUGGAUGUUGUCAAGAAUCAGUUAUGCUGCUAAAACUUCUAACGAAGCAAUGGCGCAAUAUGACUUCGCAUUAGCCACUUCGAUUUGCCACAAUUUGUGGUUAUAUGAACUGUGCGAUAUUUACCUGGAGUACCUCAAACCAAUAUUUCAAAGUGAGGAUAACGCGGCCAAGUUAGCGGCUCAGAAGGUAUUGUUUAAGACAAUGGAUGUAGCAUUGCGUUUACUGAGUCCAUUUAUGCCAUUUAUAACGGAGGAACUCUAUCAACGUUUACCUCGCAAAGAGCAAAUUCAUCCAAGUAUAUGUAUCAGUCCGUAUCCAAAUGUCGCCGAGUGCCCCUGGCGAAACUACGAGAUUGAAGAGGACGUCGAAUUCAUGCAGAAAAUAAUCAAGAAUAUUAGAUCGGCUCGUGCGACUUAUAAUUUACCUAAUAAAACCAAAACCGACGCAUUUGUCGUGUGUCGCGAUCAAAUCGUGAAGGAAAAGAUUGAUCAAUAUAAAUUGCUCAUAGAAACUCUCGCGUAUUCUGUUCUCAAGGUGAACGAACCGCCAGCUGGAUGUGCGAUUAUUACCGUAACCGAUAAAAUUCAAGUACAUCUCUUACUUGAGGGCUUAAUUGAUGCAGAGAAAGAAUUAGAGAAGUUACACAAGAAAAAGGAGCAGUUGGAUGAAAUCGCACAGAAAUUGAAACAAGAAUCAAACAUGCCCGAUUAUGAGACAAAAGUACCUCUGUCUAUUCGGGAAACCAACAAGGAAAAAUUGUCAAGGAGCGAAGGCGAAUUAAUACGAAUAGUCGACGCAAUGGCGAUUCUACAUGCUAUGUCUUGCUCUAAGUAAUAUUUAUAGAAGACAAUUUCCUAACUCCAUUUUAGAUCGUGUGUCGUAUUCGAUCGUUUGAUCGAGUUGUCUGGAGGAAGAGGACGAAAGGAGGAUAAAAUUGGCUUUGUUGAGGAAACUUCGCAUGGAUUUGUAAUGACAAUACUAGGUGGAGG
This is a messenger RNA of Harpegnathos saltator (Jerdon's jumping ant), 3895 nucleotides long. It is a transcript of the gene ValRS, whose product is annotated as Valyl-tRNA synthetase. The transcript is spliced from 19 exons. NCBI's taxonomy places the organism in Eukaryota, Metazoa, Arthropoda, Insecta, Hymenoptera, Formicidae. Gene Ontology annotation, biological process: valyl-tRNA aminoacylation. The record is from RefSeq and is a predicted model, not a curated record. Bases 243 to 3740 code for a protein of 1165 amino acids. Gene Ontology annotation, cellular component: cytosol. Gene Ontology annotation, molecular function: ATP binding; valine-tRNA ligase activity; aminoacyl-tRNA deacylase activity.